AAUCAACAUAGGAUUGACCGAGCAAAGAGUGGAGGGCGUAAAUCGCGUUUGACCCUGUCAAACAAAUCGAGAGAGACAUCUGCUCAAACCUUCCACGUGUCUUAAGACCUCCUCGCUGAUCGAAUCAUAUAACAGAGAUGGCUGCACAGCGAAGAAGCCUCUAGUUGCAAAGAGGCAAACGAAGCUCGUGGACGAAAAUGUAUAGUAACUUCAAGGAGAAAGCCAUAGAGUAUGUCAAGGAAGCAGUUGCUGAGGACAAUGCUGGAAACUACCAAAAGGCUUUUGACCUGUACAAAAUAGCUUUGGAAUAUUUCAGCACUCACCUGAAAUAUGAGAAGAACCCACGCGCAAAAGAGGCCAUCACUGCAAAGUUCAAAGAGUAUCUUGAUCGUGCCGAGUUCAUCAAGGGUCUUCUGGAUGGGCAGCAGACAGUAGAGCCAUCAGCUGCAAAUGGGACAGUGGGGCAGAAAUCGCGGCCACCAGGGGGCGGCGGAGGCGAAAAGGAUGAGUCUGAGAAGGACAAGCUCAGGUCAUCCCUAGGCAAUGCCAUCAUGGUGGAGCGACCAAAUGUCAAGUGGGAUGACGUGGCGGGGCUGGAGGGUGCAAAAGACUCCCUGAAGGAAGCUGUCAUCCUGCCUGUCAAAUUCCCGCAAUUCUUCACAGGCAAGAGGAAGCCUUGGAGCGGCAUUCUGCUGUACGGCCCGCCAGGAACGGGAAAGUCAUAUCUGGCAAAGGCGGUGGCCACAGAGGCGGAGUCCACCUUCUUCAAUGUGUCCUCCUCCGAUCUGGUCUCCAAGUGGCUGGGAGAGAGCGAGAAGCUUGUCAGCCAGCUGUUCUCACUUGCGCGCGAAAAGGCACCCUCCAUCGUCUUCAUCGACGAGAUUGAUGCGCUGUGCAGCACGAGGGGCGAUGGGGAGAGCGAGGCUUCGCGGCGCAUAAAGACGGAGUUCCUGGUGCAGAUGCAGGGCGUCAACACCAACGACAGCCGCGUCCUCGUCCUGGGCGCCACCAACCUCCCCUACGCCCUCGACCAGGCCGUCCGCCGCAGAUUCGACCGGAGGGUGUACAUUCCGCUGCCGGAGCUGGCGGCGCGCGCGCACAUGUUCAAGGUGCACCUAGGGGACACGCCCAACGCGCUGACGCAGGCCGACUUUGAGGCGCUGGCCGCGCACACCGAUGGCUUCUCCGGCUCGGAUGUCAACGUCGUGGUCAAGGAUGUGCUCAUGGAGCCCGUGCGCAAGACCCAGGAGGCCACCCACUUCAGGGAGAAGAAGGGGCCUGAUGGAAAGGCAAUGUUUGAGCCGUGCUCACCAAGCGAGCCGGGUGCAAUUGAGACCACCCUGACAGAGCUUGCAGAGAAGGGCCUUGCCCCACAGGUGCACCCACCGCUGAUUUCCAUGCGUGACUUUGAGAAGGUGCUGCUCAGAGCGCGGCCGACCGUGUCGCAAAAGGAUCUCAAGGUGUUUGAGGACUUCACCACUGAGUUUGGGGAGGAGGGCUGA
Messenger RNA from Coccomyxa subellipsoidea C-169, 1502 nucleotides. Its product is annotated as AAA-ATPase of VPS4/SKD1 family. Bases 198 to 1502 code for a protein of 434 amino acids. The transcript is spliced from 11 exons. The record is from RefSeq and is a predicted model, not a curated record. NCBI's taxonomy places the organism in Eukaryota, Viridiplantae, Chlorophyta, Trebouxiophyceae, Coccomyxaceae. Gene Ontology annotation, biological process: endosomal transport; vacuole organization. Gene Ontology annotation, molecular function: ATP binding; ATP hydrolysis activity.